Nicrophorus vespilloides is the source of this 991-nucleotide messenger RNA. RefSeq names its product Down syndrome critical region protein 3 homolog. Gene Ontology annotation, biological process: intracellular protein transport. NCBI's taxonomy places the organism in Eukaryota, Metazoa, Arthropoda, Insecta, Coleoptera, Silphidae. Gene Ontology annotation, cellular component: endosome. The record is from RefSeq and is a predicted model, not a curated record. The coding region runs from base 88 to 972 and encodes 294 amino acids. The transcript is spliced from 6 exons.
CUAACCUAAAUAUAUUGCAAUUGUAAAUAUACAGAUGAUUAAGUUAACAACAGUCAACUUUCAGUAGGAGAAAUUAAUAGCAAUAAGAUGUCAGUUACAUUGGAUAUAAGACUUAAAAAAGCAGACAAAGUUUACACAGAAGGAGAAAAGGUUACAGGGUUUAUAGUAGUUAAAUCAAAUAGUGAUUUAAAACAUGAUGGAAUUACACUUUCUAUGGAAGGCUCAGUUAAUUUGCAGCUUAGUUCAAAAAAUGUUGGGAUCUUGGAGGCCUUCUACAACUCAGUCAAACCUAUACAAUUGGUGUAUGUGUCUUGUGAAGUGGUGAGUUCAGGUAAAUUACCCAGUGGGACAACAGAAAUACCAUUUGAGUUGCCUCUGAUGCCAAAGCAGAAUAGGGAACUGUAUGAGACAUAUCAUGGGGUGUUCAUUAAUAUCAGUUACAGUCUGAAAUGUGAUAUGAAAAGGUCAUUCCUUUCCAAAGACCUGCAGAAAGUUCAACAGUUUAUGGUGCAAUACAAGCAACAGAAGACAGAAUUACCUAGACCUGUCUCCUUUAAAAUUAGUCCACAAUCUUUAGCUUCUGGUAGUUCAGCAGCUCCAGAUUUUUUAAUAAGAGGAAAAAUGGAUUCAACCAGAUGCAGUGUAGCAAAACCUCUGACUGGGUUUCUUGUUUUAGAGAAAUGUGCCAAGCCAAUAAGAUCUGUUGAAUUGCAAUUGGUCAGAGUGGAGACUUGUGGAUGCGCUGAAGGAUACUCAAGAGAUGCUACUGAAAUUCAAAAUAUACAAAUUGGUGAUGGAGAUAUUCCUCAGAAUAUUGAGAUACCAAUUUACAUGAUCUUCCCAAGAUUGUUCACUUGUCCCACCAUGAUUAAAUUGAAUUUUAAAAUUGAAUUUGAAAUAAACAUAGUGGUUGUUUUCCAAGAUGAUCAUUUGGUCACUGAAAACUUUCCCAUACUCUUAACCAGAGAAUAAACCAAUUCCAUUUCAUAUU